GUCAGCUGCAGGUCACAUGACUUGCUUGCCUGAUCUCACUGAGCAUGCUCAGACCCCUCAGUGUUGUCAGGCAAAAUACAAGGCAGCCGUAGCAGCAACAGCAGCAGCAGAGAUCUGCAAUAGAUAAACACACAGACUCACACACACACCAGUUGGAUUGCUCGCAGGCACACACCACACGCAUUGAGACACAGGCGCUGUAGACCUGGGGAAUAGUGGCUCUCGUUUCUCUAACAAAUCCUAUUUUAAUGGGUUAUUGUCAUCUGUAUUUUCAGUGGAAAACAGCCACGGAGAAAGAGAAAGGCAGGUGUGCCCUUUAAGAGGGGGUGCAGCUGAGGCAAGGACGGCGUCCGACUCUCCAUCCUCUGUGGAGGUUUUGCAGUUCUGAAGAGUGCGAGAAAGCGAGGUGGUCAGACGAAGCCCUCCGGAUUUCCGUUCUCGUUCCUUCCACCUGGAAAUACGCUGCAAUGGUCGGCAGUAUUCAAAGGUUUAAACCGGUCUGAUUGAGCCCUAUGAACAGCAGACCCAAUGGACAUCAAAGGCCAGUGUUGGACAGACGAGGAGUCGGACGGGGAGAACGAGUCGGAACAGUUCCUGUAUGGCAUUCAGUUGCUCNUCGAGGCAGUGAAAGACAUCUACACUGACAGUGCUGUCUCUGUGAGGGAGUAUGGAACCAUUGAUGACGUGGACAUCGAUCUUCACAUUAACAUCGGUUUCUUAGAUGAGGAGGUUGCGACAGCUUGGAAAGUUAUCAGAACAGAGCCCAUUAUUCUGAGACUGCGCUUUUCUCUUUCUCAGUACCUCGAUGGACCUGAGCCGUCAGUCGAGGUGUUCCAGCCCUCCAAUAAAGAAGGCUUCAGCCUCGGCCUGCAGCUCAAAAAGAUCCUGAGCACCUUCACCUCGCAGCAGUGGAAGCACCUCAGUAAUGAGUUCCUCAAGGCCCAGCAGGAGAAGAGGCACAGCUGGUUCAAAGCCGGGGGAACCAUCAAGAAGUUCCGCGCCGGGCUCAGCAUCUUCUCCCCCAUACCCAAGUCCCCAAGUUUUCCUCUGAUCCAAGACACCGUUUUGAAAGGGAAGCUGAGCGUCCCUGAGCUGAGGGUGACGCGCCUGAUGAACCGCUCCAUCUCGUGCACCAUGAAGAACCCCAAAGGGGAGCUCUUCAGCUACCCCCCCAACAGCCAGACUGUGGCUGUCCCGGCGGCCAGGGCCCCUGCGCAGAUUACCACGAGGCAGCUGAUUGAAUUGUUUUUCUCAUCCCAGGCGGGCGGCCACUGCAAGAACAUCCCUACCUUGGAGUAUGGCUUCUUAGUGCAGAUAAUGAAGUACUCAGAGCAGAGGAUCCCCACGCUCAACGAGUACUGCGUGGUGUGUGACGAGCAGCACGUCUUUCAGAAUGGAUCCAUGCUGAAGCCGGCUGUGUGCACCAGGGAGCUGUGUGUGUUCUCCUUCUACACUCUGGGUGUGAUGUCCGGAGCAGCAGAGGAGGUGGCAACAGGAGCAGAGGUGGUGGACCUUCUUGUGGCGAUGUGUCGAGCUGCACUUGAAUCCCCUCGUAAGAGUAUCAUCUUCGAGCCGUACCCAUCAGUCGUUGACCCCAAUGACCCCAAGACUCUUGCCUUCAACCCAAAGAAGAAGAAUUAUGAGAGACUGCAGAAAGCAUUGGACAGCGUCAUGUCCAUUCGUGAAAUGACACAGGGCUCAUAUCUAGAGAUCAAGAAACAGAUGGACAAACUGGACCCCUUGGCACAUCCCCUGCUACAGUGGAUUAUUUCCAGUAACCGGUCUCAUAUUGUCAAGCUGCCUCUGAGUAGGCAACUGAAAUUCAUGCACACCUCCCACCAGUUCCUGCUGCUCAGCAGCCCCCCGGCCAAGGAGGCUCGUUUCCGCACUGCCAAGAAGCUUUAUGGCAGCACCUUCGCCUUCCAUGGUUCCCAUAUAGAGAACUGGCACUCUGUUCUGAGAAAUGGACUAGUCAAUGCCUCGUAUACCAAACUGCAGCUGCAUGGGGCAGCGUAUGGAAAGGGCAUCUAUCUGAGCCCCAUCUCCAGCAUUUCUUUUGGAUACUCAGGGAUGGGGAAAGGACAGCACCGCAUGCCCACCAAAGAUGAACUGGUGCAGCGCUACAACCGCAUGAACACCAUCCCACAGAGCCGUCCAAUACAAUCGAGGUUUCUUCAGAGUCGGAAUCUGAACUGCAUCGCUCUGUGUGAAGUUAUCACGUCUAAGGAUUUGCAGAAACAUGGGAACAUCUGGGUGUGUCCAGUAUCCGACCACGUCUGUACACGCUUCUUUUUUGUGUAUGAGGAUGGCCAAGUAGGAGAUGCUAACAUCAACACCCAGGAGCCUAAGGUGCAGAAGGAGAUCAUGCGUGUGAUUGGGACCCAGAUCUACUCCAGCUAAUGGUGGUUGUCCAUACCUGUCUCUGGG
This is a messenger RNA of Notothenia coriiceps (black rockcod), 2427 nucleotides long. RefSeq names its product poly [ADP-ribose] polymerase 6. The coding region runs from base 529 to 2400 and encodes 623 amino acids. The transcript is spliced from 23 exons. The record is from RefSeq and is a predicted model, not a curated record. Gene Ontology annotation, molecular function: NAD+ poly-ADP-ribosyltransferase activity. Lineage: Eukaryota; Metazoa; Chordata; Actinopteri; Perciformes; Nototheniidae.